CACUAAAAAGAAUUGAAAGCAAGGAACUAGAAAUUGUAAUAGUUAAUAAAAUAGAAAGUAUAAAGUUUAGACAUGUCAACAACCAAACGUAAUAUUAAUUUAUUCCAGUUAUUUUCCCCUACAACAUAAAAUGUAACAUUGCUUAAACUGUGACACACAGUUUAAUAUAUUCAUUGUAUCAUUUAUAUCACAAGUAUGCCCGCUGACCUGCCAACAUUUGCCUUUAACAUUAACAGCAUGCGCAAACUAGUAGAAAAAUAAUUUGGCUAAACUGAUUAUGUUGCUUUCUCUUCCUUAAUUGUCAUGGAUAAUGGUUGACCAUCAUUAAGUGCACCAAAGAUAGCCCUGCCUACACAGAGGAGAUUUAUGACAGUAAUCUGCUGUCAUGGACCGCACCCUCUCGCUCUCCCACUCAUAGUCAUCCAUAUUCUGCUGUACGUUCUCCAAAAGAGGAAGCGACACAACCGGACCGUUUCACACCGCAUACAGUUCUUUAAUAAUGGAGAAGGAACACAACCCCCCUCCUUACUUCAAUGCUCAGCCGACCCAGACGGGCGUGAACUACCCCGGACCGCAGGCACACGUAAACUACCCCGGACCGCAGGCGCACUACCCUCCUCAAACAGGUCCACACACUGCACCUUACCAACCACCUCCAUACGGGUUCGGGGCUCCACCCACCAACUUCCAGCCUGUGAUGGUCCCUGUCGUUACGCAGUCAGCGGUUGUGAGUCUCACUGAUGUCCCGGGCCAUAUUAUCUGCCCUCACUGCAUGACGGAGGUCCUCACGGAAAUCGAAUAUUUAAAUGGGUUGCUCACCUGGUUAAUCUGCGGAGUUCUUGGGUUCUUUCUGUGCUGGAUCUGUUGUUGCAUUCCCUUCUGCAUGGAGUCGUGCAAGGAUGUGAAACACACCUGUCCAAACUGCAAAAACAUCAUUCGCAUUUACAAACGAAUUCAAUGAGUAAUCGAAGCUGUGUCAUUUGGAUGCUUCAUAUGGGAGUUUAACAUUGCGAAAUCCUGUAGAAGAGAUACAUUAUUAAUUACAAUAUUACAGAUGUGUAAAUGAAACAUUAUGACAGAAAUAUCUAAUGAUUGAAUUACACUGUCUCAGGAGGGAAGUAGCAAUCUUCCCAUUGGGCCUGUUUUUGAAAAAUUAAUAUUUUUUAUAAUAUGUGUAUAUAUAUAUAUGUGCAUGAAUAAAAUAAGUUCUAUUUUA
Messenger RNA from Pimephales promelas (fathead minnow), 1216 nucleotides. RefSeq names its product lipopolysaccharide-induced tumor necrosis factor-alpha factor homolog. Gene Ontology annotation, molecular function: zinc ion binding. NCBI's taxonomy places the organism in Eukaryota, Metazoa, Chordata, Actinopteri, Cypriniformes, Leuciscidae. The record is from RefSeq and is a predicted model, not a curated record. Gene Ontology annotation, cellular component: cytoplasmic side of late endosome membrane; cytoplasmic side of lysosomal membrane; nucleus.